Molecule: messenger RNA, 276 nt
Organism: Kwoniella mangroviensis CBS 8507
Lineage: Eukaryota; Fungi; Basidiomycota; Tremellomycetes; Tremellales; Cryptococcaceae
Exons: 3
Coding region: 1-276 (91 amino acids)
Source: RefSeq, a predicted model, not a curated record
AUGUCAUCUAUUUUAGCUACGUUAUCCAGACCUUGGCAUAAAGUUGGUAUGACCACCUUUGGAACGAGUGAAGCAAGAGGAAUUCACUUCGAAGAUGAGAGCUUGACCACAUUCACACUUGACCCGGGUCAUAUAAAUACUAGAUUAGGUCAAAAGGCGUCCGAGUUCAUGGGAUAUCCUCCACCCCAUUCUGUUGAGGACACAGCUCCGAAGAUCGUACGUUUUAUAGAAGAUGCAAGUAGGGCAGAGACUUCUGGAGGGUUAUGGCGAGUGUGA